Orbicella faveolata is the source of this 3002-nucleotide messenger RNA. Its product is annotated as contactin-associated protein like 5-3-like. The record is from RefSeq and is a predicted model, not a curated record. NCBI's taxonomy places the organism in Eukaryota, Metazoa, Cnidaria, Anthozoa, Scleractinia, Merulinidae.
GUCAGAAAUCCUAAACUUGUACAAUGCGUCGUUUAUCACACAAGCUAGUCUGUUGAAUGAGAAACACUGUAAUUUCAAAUUAAUUUUCAAUUUUUUACGCUUCUGUAUCUUGAAGACCAAUAUCAUCAACGCUAGAAUGACUAAAACUUCUAAUUUGAUAAGGUUUUUCAAUCCUUCCCGAAUAAUUAUGACACGAAAAACGUUAAUUUGUUUUCUUCUUUAAUAUAGCUCCCGCAAAAGCGUUAAAGUUUUCAUUCAUUCAUGUCAAUUUUUUGAUUAUUGAACUGUGGUCUGUAUCCCUCUGAUAGGGUGCCGUUAUUCUCUCUAAAAGUGACGACAAGUUUCUAUUGACCUGUGUCAUUGGGCAAGUGAGUCACUUGACAAAUUCUCCAAAUAGUGACUGACAACUAAUUUUCCCCCACGUGGUGGCUCAAAAUUCAAUUAAAUAGGUUCAAGCUAGGCACAUGUGACUAUUGAUUCCACUUGGCGUGUUCGAUGUCAAGGUUCAUCUGUUAUUAUACAAAACAGCCGCUAUUUUUCAUUGAGCUGAAAGCUUCCUGAGAGCUUCCUAAAAUAAUAUAUAUAUAAAGAAGAAUCAAUAAGUCGAGUUGGUGCGUCGCUUGUAGCUUGGGAUUGUACCGUUUGUACAGUGGGUACGCAAUGCUCAUGUGUAAGGCAAGAAACUGUUGGAGUCAGGUGACUUCUGACGUCAUGAACUAAGGAUAUGGCUUAUUUCUCAAACUUACAUUAAUAGAAUAAUAUGGGGAUCAGUAGGGUGAGUGGGAAAGGAAGGUUGUAAAAAAAAUCACAAAUUUCCUCCAACAUUUUAGAGAAUGCUGGUACAACAUAUGUAGGCGACUACAUGUCAGCAAUAAUAACAAAGCGAGUGAAAUGGUCAGUAUUCCACGGCCUCACGUUUGUAGUGUCAGCAAGCGAAAGAAAGAUUCCAUGCAUGAUACGUAAAAUCCUGGUAACUAACUGGCCUUCUUUGCAGGGAAUGCCUGUGGUGUCCAGUCUUCUUUUCCUACUUUCCAUCCAUACCGCUGACUUCUGCCAAGUUAUAAAGCCUAUCAAACAGCAUGAGCUCAUUGGUCACGUGAUGAAAGCGAUGCAAGAGACCAGUUUUGAGAUAUGCACCUAUCGCUGUGAACUUGACGUCAAAUGUUACAGCGUUAAUUUCCACACAAAGACUGGGAGAUGUGAAUUCAACUACGGAAGUAAGGAAAUGUUUCCUCAAGAUUUCAAGGAGAGCCGAGACACGCUGUACAUCCACAACAUCAGGAAAGACAUGAAAGAUCCAUGCAGGCUGCUGUACUGUCUGCAUGGCGGCUCAUGCUACCCGCUGCCGCAGCCAUACUGUGUGUGUACUGUGGACUUCACAGGAUCAAGAUGCCAAAACAUAACUCUGCCACUGAAAGCAGUAGGAAUAGAAGACGAUAACAAGAUAUUCGACGGUCAGCUGACCUCCAGCACCUCACCAGUCGGGCACGAGGCAUGGAGGGGCCGACUUCACGGUCCGGGGAGCUGGAAACCAGUGACAGGAGACUUGGCACCCAAUUUUAACAUCAGCUUGUUUUCACCGGUGAAUGUAACUUAUAUUGCGACACAGGGAUCCCCGACGGAAGACUGCUGGACAACGACAUUCAGGAUAUAUUAUAAGAUGCAGGGGGGAUCGCUAAAACAAUACCCAGAGAUCAUCGCAGGCAACACAGACAGAGAUACGGUGAUUUAUCACCCCCUUAAACCGGCACUUGUCCAAAUCGAAUUUUUAAGUAUUCAACCAUACUCUUCCAACAGAUGCAUCGGUCUUAGAGUGGAGUUAUAUGAAUGACAUUUUCAACUUGAAACGGCAAACGAAAGCUGCCUUCACAUUCAUGAUUCAGGCACCUUUCACGUUGCUUUAUAAUCGGGUGAAGCAGCAAAGUUCCCUUCAACAUUUCCGUUGCAAAGAUAUGAGACAAUUAAUUCGUGCUUUUAGUUUUACAUCAUAGAGUCAUGAUCGAUGUACCUUGAAGGAAAGGAGAGCACUCUAACAACUCUUGGGCCUAGUUCACACUAGCGACAUAACGACCUAAGAAGCACGUUACGCUGUUAUGAUUGCAGUGUGAACAUUCUUACUUAAUGAUAUAAAAGCAACAGAACACCACGAACUUAACGACAUAAAAAAAUCGAUCUUUUUCCUAAGUCUCUAUGUCGAUGUUCACUUUAACGACAUGGUUAUGUCGUUUAUGUCGGUAUGUCGCUGGUCUGAACUAAGCCUUUCUCUUCUUUCGUUCUCUCCAGGCCUCCCGCGAGCAUCAUACACGUGACUCGAUGAAGGACACUAGCUUCAGUUAAUCACUUGUUAAUUACUCCACAAAAAGAAAACGUAUAUCGAAGCGAUCUGUCUAGCCGUGAUUGUUUACAUCUCAUCUCCCAUUUAGUAACAUUUUUCAGUAAGGAGAAAAGCAAUGAUAUAACUAGAAAUAACACGCAAUUUAUUUCCCGAGAUUUACUCAUUGUACCGAGUUAAAAUUGAACUGCUGCAAGGCUGUGUGGCUAUAGGAUUGGUUAUCUCUCCUUACAUUUCUUUGAAACUUGAUAAACUCCGAUUUAACACUGAAAAACGUGAACUAUCAUUAGCUUUUGGGCUUUUCGCAUGCCUGUGCUGGGGACAUCUUUCUCUUAACAGUUUUAUUUACAGAGUGGUGCCACAGUCAUCAGUUAAUAAAUUAAUUAAUUCUAAGUUUCAUGGACGAAAAAAGGCCAUCGUAAACAAAAAUCGCCUUCAGGAAUACACCGGCAUUAGUAAGUGAACGUUCAUACUACCGUUCACGCUACUCAGUGUUCACCACCGUUUCACCCCAGCUUCGAUAUUUUUUCUCAGCACUUAUGCAAUAGAUGCACGCUUGCCACAGAGCGGUAAAGAGCCGUUUUCACUAUUACUAGCAUACCUUCCCUACCCGCAGUUCAGGUAUAUUAGGGACCGUUCAUUUUUUAUGAGGGAGGGGGGGCUGGUGGGA